AUGCUAAGAUUCCUCCGCACCGCAAUGGCUUCUCUCACCACUCCUCCCCGCGUCCCCAUCCCCGCCAACGGGGUCGACUACCGUGGCAAAGUAGUCCUGGCCCCCAUGGUGCGCUCCGGCGAAUUGCCCUCCCGCCUCAUCGCCCUCAAGUACGGCGCUGAUCUCGUUUGGGGCCCCGAAACCAUCGACCGGGCCAUGGCAGGCGCCGUCCGCCGCGUGAACCCCCGCAACGGCACCAUCGAAUUCACCCGCAUGCCCUCCAACGGCGGCCGCACCGAAAAGGCAGGCCAAGAAUCCGUGAUUUACCGUCUCGACCCCGUCCGCGAGAAGGGCAAGCUCAUCUAUCAAAUCGGCACUGCCACGCCUGAAAUCGCCGUCGAAGCAGCCAAACUCGUCGCGGGCGAUGUCGCCGGUAUUGAUGUGAACUCGGGAUGUCCGAAGCCCUUCAGCACGAGCGGUGGUAUGGGUGCGGCGCUUCUCAAGACACCGGAUAAAUUGGUUGCGAUCCUGGAAGCCCUGGUGAAGGAGGUCGGGACGCCGUUCCAGAUCGGUAUUUCGGUCAAGAUCCGCAUCUUGAAAGAUCCGGAGGAGACAAGGGCUUUGGUGUCGCGGCUUGUGAAGACAGGUAUUACAGGCUUGACGGUGCAUUGUCGGACUCCGCCCAUGAGGCCCCGUGAACGCGCUAUCCGUGAUCAGGUGCGCAUGAUUGCCGACAUCUGUCAUGAGGCUGGUGUCGCCUGUGUCAUAAACGGUGAUGUAACCUCCAAAGACGAAGGCCACGCCUUGAUGAAAGAAUUCGGCGUCGACGGCGCCAUGAUCGCCACAUCCGCAGAAGCAAACCCAUCCUGCUUCCGUACCGAAGCUGAAGGCGGCCUUCUCCCUUGGAAGGAGGUAGUCCACGAAUACAUCAAGUUCUGUCUCGAGUCCGAGAACCGCUUCGGCAACUCCAAAUACCUCCUCAACAUCCUCGUCCCCGGCAAGCUCCAGGAAGGCAAGAACGCUAAGGCAGCCAGAUCCUACGCCGACACAUGCCAUGCCCUCGGCUUCGAGGACCUCCUUCCCCUCGCCAUGCAGGUGGACGACAUCCUCAACCUCACCGACAAGUCAGUUACCACCAAAGACCUCCAGCCCGAACACAUCCGCAGCAAGGCUGUCCAGAACGCCAUGGAGAACAACGAAUCCGCACGGGCUGCUGGCGGUGCCUCUCGCGUCAAGUCUACCUCCCCCUCAGUCAGCGCAGGCGGGCCCAUUCGCACCAACUCCAUCCCAGCUCCUACGAAGACCAAGGCUGAGACGGAGACCCAGGCUGAUGUCUCCGUUCCGGUUCCUGAUGCUGCGCCCCAAAAGCAGGAGCUGACAGCUUAA
Messenger RNA from Aspergillus luchuensis, 1365 nucleotides. RefSeq names its product tRNA-dihydrouridine(20) synthase (NAD(+)). The transcript has a single exon. NCBI's taxonomy places the organism in Eukaryota, Fungi, Ascomycota, Eurotiomycetes, Eurotiales, Aspergillaceae. The coding region runs from base 1 to 1365 and encodes 454 amino acids. Gene Ontology annotation, molecular function: flavin adenine dinucleotide binding; tRNA dihydrouridine synthase activity. The record is from RefSeq and is a predicted model, not a curated record. Gene Ontology annotation, cellular component: cytoplasm. Gene Ontology annotation, biological process: tRNA dihydrouridine synthesis.